AGUUUAGUCUUUAGGAACGUUCUAAAAAGUGAGAGAGACAAAGUUUUAGGGAAUAAUAAGGAGUAUGGAGGAGUGAAAUCUCCCCACUUCUGGCCGGCUAGUCUCAGCCUCCAUGUUGGAGCAGUGAGCUUCUGCACGAGUACACGGAAGUUCGCGGGCUUGCUAGUAGUGAUUAUGCCUGUGCCGAGGUUACUGACUUACUGCUUUUGUUUACAUGGAUCCGGGAGGAUUUGUCAAUGCCAUGCUUUAAAAGGUUUUGGUAAACAUCUUCUAGCAGUAUGGAUAAUAACUCUGAAGGGGCCAUAGACAGUGUAGAGGGAAAACCUUGUAGAAGAAAAAGAAGCAAUCUAUAUCGCCGUCCUCAAAAUGACUCUCAUUCACCUCCAGAUGUCUAUGCUAGCUCUUCUAUGUCAUCUAUGCUGCCCUCAACUAGUCAGAGAAAAGGAUCAAGUGGUGACAACUUUGAUGCUAUUUCAGGGGUAGCGUACUCUAACCUCAAUGAAACUGAAUAUUACCAAAAUGCUGGUGGCAAAAAUACCCAUCAAUUUCAUUCCAUAAGUGAUGUCUAUCCCAGCAUAGGAACUAAAGAUAAUUUAGCAACUGCUACUGUGAGCAAUUUGGAAACAUUUGGAAGGAUAGGAAGUGAUUUCCAAUCUGGACAAUCAGGAGCAUUGUCGCACGGAGUUGAAAGUCAAGUCAAGAAAGUAAAACUUAAGGUUGGCGGUGUUACUAGGACUAUACAUACAAGCUCUGGUUCUGGGCAUUUGUUGGCUAAGUCAUCAUCCUCAUCAAGUGUUGCUCACCAACAUCAAAAGGAUAGUUCAGACAAGGGAAAUGUCUUGCAAGGUGUUCCGUGGAAGGACUUCUCGAAGAAUGGAUUUAUUUUUGGGAGAUCUAGUUCUUCAGGGGAUAGCCCUCUCAAGCAAACUGCUAAAUACAACCCAGCACAUACAAGCAAACAUUUCUCUAAAACAUCCAAAUCAGGCGAAUUCAACACUGAGUAUGACGAUGAUGAUGAUGCUGAGAUUCGUUUUCUUGAAAAACUAAAGACCUCCAAAUUUGCUACAAGUCGUGGCGGAGCAUAUGAUGAAGAUGAAGGAGGAAUUAAGAAGCUGCGGAAGAUUUCAAGAGUCUUGAAUCAGACUGGCAACAUUUAUGAUGUAAAAUCAUGGGAUUACAACCCCAUCAAAACAUCCCAAGAGAGUAUUAAGUUCAAAUCAGUUGGAGAAUUUGGGGAUAAUGAUUAUGUAAAAGAGGACGAGGAGUCAUUAUCUGAUCAUGAGUUAAGACCUAAGAUGAAACAAUGCAAGGAUUUAGGUCGAAUAUCAGGGAGUGCUAGGAAUGAAAUGGCUAUGACUACACGAAAGCGUGCCCAACAAACUGGCAAGGAAGUAUCAUCCAUUUCCAGUAUAGGUGCAGUUGAAUUUUCUCAGGGACUACCACCUCAUCCUAAAAAGCAAAAGGAGAAACUCUCCGAAGUUGAACAACAACUGAAAAAAGCGGAAGCUGCUCAGAGGCGCAGGAUGCAAGCUGAAAAAGCUGCUCAAGAAUCCGAGGCCGAGGCAAUCAGGAAAAUCUUGGGUCAAGAUUCUAGCAGAAAGAAGCGAGAAGAUAAACUAAAGAAGAAACAAGAGUCAGCACAGGAGAGGAAAACAAAAGCAGCAGCUCAUCCAUCAAAUGCUAUCAGAUGGAUACUGGGUCCUUCUGGAACAGUUGUAACUUUCCCUAGUGAGAUGGGCCUCCCAAGCAUAUUUGAGCCCAAGGCCUGCAGGUAUCGAGAUUCCAAAUCAAGACUUCCUCUAUGCAGCCUUCAGUGCUACAAGGAAAUACAUAAGAAGGUGGAACUUCUUGGUGCAUGUUGAUUAUUAUGUUGUCUAUCGAUUUUUAUGUUUUAAAUGUGAGUGGGCACUUUUUGAGCAUUUGUCCAUCUACUAUGCAACUUUGUUUAGGAAGAUUUGAUGUCGUAGUUGAAUGCAAAAUCAUUUUGUACAGCUUUUGAACAUGAUAUAACGUCUCAGCUCCCAAAACCAUAGCCAUUGGUUA
Cuscuta epithymum is the source of this 2043-nucleotide messenger RNA. The record is from the annotation of a GenBank genome assembly. Lineage: Eukaryota; Viridiplantae; Streptophyta; Magnoliopsida; Solanales; Convolvulaceae.